AUGCUCUCGUACAUGCUGCCAGUCGAGGAAAAAUCGCCAUCCGCAACGGCUGCAGCGGCGCGCAAUCUGAGCCUCAAUCUGACCAGCACCGCGACCGCAACCACCGGCAGCUCCGCGGGAUCGGCCGGUACGAGCGUGACCUCCGGUUCUGGUGCCGGCUCCGUGCCGGUGGCCGUUUCGUCGACCGUUGCAACGCGCUCCAUCAUCAAACCCACGAUCAAACACGCUGCGAACCACCGUUAUCAGCUGAUCGCAGGCACACCAGAGCCCAGGAAGCUGCUGUCAGGUGCGAGUGAGGCCGGCCUGCAACGCCGUUGGCCUGACGAACCGUCGGGACAGUGCGACGAGAGCACCAACCUGCUUGGUGGUGAACCCGAGGACGACGAGGAAGACGAUCGUCCUGCAGCGGAACGUCCACGUGCCGGUGGUGUGUCUAGUGCGGCCUCUGUCACAUCCUCGCCGGGUCUCGUGACGAGUGACAGGAACUUCAACAAUCUGAUCGUAGUGACGAACGGCAAGCAGAGUGCCUCGAAAGCCACCAACGGUAAUCAUGUGGCCACACCGAGGCUCGCCGGUGUGCUGAAGCCGGUGAGCAGUGGUGGAGGCGUUGCAGGUGCACACUACAACGGUUAUAUGGCCGUCAGCGGGGACAAUGAUGACGAGCAUCACCGGUUGUUGGUUAGUGCGAACAACCUCCGCAAUACGGCGGUUGAUGGACAGCAGCAGGAGUGGUGUCGCGCGGGUUCCGUCGAUGUUCCAUCAGGUCCUGGAUCAGGUUCUGCCGCAGGAUCUUCUAUCGCGUCGGCUGGAACAGCAACGGCUCGCACCAACGGUAACUGCCGCACUAUGAACAGCCUGAAUGGCAAUCUAACGACGGGUGUGGUGGCUGCUGGGGACGCUGUUGCACUACCCUUAGAGACACCUGAUCUGGGUGGAGGGACUACGGCUGAUACGUCCCUUGGUAGUGACUCCGAUUCGGCAACUGGUGCUGGUUCUGGUUCCGGUUCCGGUGCGGUUCCGGCCGGAGGCAGCAAGAAGGUGAAGCUGAACAAGCUCGGCGGCAAUAAGAACGUCACACUGAAGAGAGUGUCGUUUGGCUCGUCGAAAGGCUCGAUGGUGGAAACGCUCGUGUUCGAGACACCGACUCCACUGCCUGAGCAUGCCGAGCGCGAGUUCUUUCAGUCUCCAGCAGUACUGGCCGGUGCCGGACAUACGACUCUCUACAGUGGUGGAAGUGGGCUUGGUGGAGGCGUUAGCGGUUCUGGCACGCUGGUGCACCAUCACUACCCCUCGGCGGCUCUGUCCGGGCCACACCACCUGCACCACCAUCAUCACCAUGCCCCGCCGCCCCACCAGCAGUACCAUCCGCAGUACUCGGGUGGGUACCAUCCACUAGACGGUGGUACAUCAGGACUCCACGACGACAGUGGCAUCGAGCUUCAGGAAGAAGUAGAGCGCUCGAAAGUGCGUGUGUCAUUCUUCCAGAGCAGCAAACCACAAUCAAUCAGUCCACCGGAGUCACUGCACCUGUACGGUGCCCAGAGUCUGAUCCAGUUCGGUGGAGGCGGUAACGGCGGCUAUGAAAACAACAACUCACCGCUAGACACCUACAUCACCUCGGCAGCGCUCAACCAGCAGUACGACUCGCUGUCCAGCCAUCAACAGCAGCACACGCAGUUUCCGCCGGACCACCGGGAUCCCAAUAUGGCCGCUGUCUACGGAGGUACCAACGUUCCGCCAUCGGCCUUUAACCGACAAAUGAGCACGGAAUCGGGUUGGGACAAUCCCUUCAGACCGGGAGGAGAUCUUUCACGGGAAGCGGAUGAAAUAGUCAAUCUGAUCAAAGGUGGAAAACCGAUCACACCUACCGGCGACCAAAGCUUAGUGAACGGAAGCACUCCAAAGGACAACCACAGUAACGAGGAUCCGGGUGCGACGGUGCUGGAUGGUGCGGUAACGAAGCAUGAGGCCUCGCAGCUCCAAGCGAGCCAGCAAAAUGGCACCAAAUCGCCCCAUAAAACCGCGCCCGGUGGCACGAUGGCUGGUACGGGUUCGCCUCUAGCGGCGAAAAAUGGCACUACCGGUGGAGGCGCAACCGAUGGUGGUGUUGGUGGUAACAACAGCAGCACGACACCGAUCAGCAACCAGGUGAUACCGGGCCCGCAGUCCGCCUCGCACGUCGUCAUCGAUGAGAAGAAGAAGAAAAAAUGCACCUGCUGCGUAAUACAGUAGAGCGGCGGUUGGAUCCGUGUGCGACGCAUCUUCCUUACCCCGCUUCUACCCACCCACUCCACGUGCGCGCGCGCGCACAUCCCGCUGAUCCCGCUUUGCGCGAAGACGCGGUGUGCGGGUCGAACGGAACGGAAGUGCAAGUGCGAACGGCAAGCUGGCCUGCUUUUGGCACACCUUGGUCGGGAACCGGUCAUCUGUGCGAUAUAUCUUUAUACACAUAUAUAUUUAUAUAUAUACAUAUAUUUAUAUAUGUUCGUGCGGGACGCAUUGAUGGACGGGCAUUCAAAGAAACACCGCUACAUAACAUAAUACAUUACACAGAGACACGCGCGCGUGCGAUGAGAUUCACAUACCACAUGUAAAAAAAGCUGCACGCGUGUGCCCACACUCACAUACCUUCACACACACACACACACACUUACACCUGCAUGGCGCAACGUGCUCUGCUACGGCGCUGUAGGGAUCUGUCAGGACUACUAGCGGAAGGAUACUAAUCGACGUGCUUUGUUACGAGAUUGGAAGGCGAUG
This is a messenger RNA of Anopheles nili, 2760 nucleotides long. RefSeq lists its product as uncharacterized. Bases 1 to 2232 code for a protein of 743 amino acids. NCBI's taxonomy places the organism in Eukaryota, Metazoa, Arthropoda, Insecta, Diptera, Culicidae. The transcript has 6 exons. The record is from RefSeq and is a predicted model, not a curated record.